AUAAACAUCCUCUGCUCGGUGUUGAUUGAAGUCACGUGAUUUGAUGUGCCAUCUGGCGCACGCACGCCAUUCACCAUCUCACAGCUGUCACAUGACAGUCACGUGACACCUCCAGCAAUCAAUGCUGGCCCCGCCCACUGAGAGGAUUACCUCCAGUGGAACAUGGAGAAGGUCCAUGGAAAUGAAAGCUCCAAUAUGUGUGUGUGUGCGUGUGUGUGUAGUUGAGAGAGGCAGGCUGGGGGUGUGGGGGUGGGAGGAAUAAAGAGAAAACAGUUGGACUCAGAGAGCAGCCGUGCUUGUCGCUCCUCUUCCUCCUCCUCGUCCUUCUCCUCUCCAUACUGACGGAGGAGUGCUUGUAGCGGCCAUGGCAAAGACGCGCCUGUUGUUCGAGUACUCGGAGGCGGAGGACCGCAGCAUCCGGCUGGGAUUGUUCCUGAUGGCGUGCGGUGUGUUGAGUCUCUUCAUCCUGGGAUUCUGUUGGCUCAGCCCCGCUCUGCACAGCCUGCACAGCAAGAGCGCCAACUGCACCGUGGUGUCGGUGUUGCGUGCGGAGGAAACGUUCGCGUGCGUGUUCACGUGCGGCGCAGCCUGCAAGGGGACGUCGCUGUAUCCAUGCCUGCAGGUCUUCGUCAACAACUCUGAGUCGUCGACCUUAGCGCUGCUGCACUUUGACGAGCACCAGCUGCUCCUCAACCCCAAGUGCUCGUACGUGCCGUCAUGUGAGCGCGACAACCAGAAGAACCGCGAGAGCGUGCUGCGCUGGGAGGAGUACUUCAGCCGGCAAGUGUCGGGUCAGAGCUUCACGUGCUUCUUCAACCAGCACAGGAGGCCUGACGACGUGCUGUGGCGGCGCUCGCACGACGCCAGCGUACUGCUGCACUGCAUGCUGUGGCCCGUGGCGGCGCUGCUGCUGGGCGCGCUCAUCGUGCUGCUGACCGUGUGUGCGCACUCCCUCGCCAUGCGCGCGGAGGAGCUCCAGAGCAGGAAGUGCACCUACCGGCCGUGCCGGGAGGUGGCAGUGGCGACGACGACCCGCAAGCCCUCGGACACAAACUCUGACCUCGAGCUGCUGUCGCUGUCCAGGCCGCUGUUCUACGUGCGCCGCCGCGAGCGAGAACAUUAAAAUGCAGGUGGAGCAGACAGGAAGUGGCGGUGGCUUCCUGGCGUAGCGCUCAAAGAUAUAGCGUCACAUGACCCUUUAAUCACCUGUCCUUGUAGCGCUUCAGUGCAUUCAUGUUUGAACUCAGGUGACUUCCUGUUGGCUCCGCCCUCUUUCUGCACCAUGUGACCCAGGUAGCAGCUUGCAGUGCCUCACACGCCUUUGAAUAAAAGCCUUCAUCCGUCGUCUUCUCUCAGUCGCACAGGAAGCGAGCGGGGGCGAGGGGGGAGAGGGGGGCGGGGCUUGUACACACGUGCACUUGCAGGCAUGAUGAUAAGUGAAGUACUUUAGUAAAAUAGUGCCAUGUGUGCAUGGACAAGCCGGUGGGCGUAAACAGGCAGUAUGUACAUAAGUAGCACUUUUAAAUAGGAGUGAGAUAUCAAUUCAUAAAAUAGAAAAAUAAACGUCUCUUUCCUUGCUAGCUAGAAGCGGCGUCUUCAUCCCGCUAGCUUGUGCACGAGCAGCGCCCCCGUGUGGACCAGCUCUGGAAGGCAAACAAGAGCAGGAUGUGGUCACAUGGUUGCCAUGGCGACGGCAGGAUGCUGGCACGGCGGGGGCUUCUUACCGCGGCACAAGUCCGGGUUGAAGUUCUCGUAAAGCGGGCCCUCCUGCUGGCUGCGAUGCUUGCGGGCUCUGAGGACAUCACGGACACACUGGUGCAGGAAAGCGUACUGAUUCUGCCGCAGGAAGAAAACACGCUCAGCUAUAACGAGGCAUCCGGAGGGGGUUGGGGGGAUUCUCACCUCGGUCUGGACCAUGUGCUGGCGGUGCAGGCGCAGGUCGAACACGCAGCCGUACAGGUCCACGCUUCCUUUGGCGUCCAGCUGCUGCAGGGCCCGAUCCAACGCGAUGAAGGUC
This is a messenger RNA of Dunckerocampus dactyliophorus (ringed pipefish), 2017 nucleotides long. RefSeq names its product calcium-activated potassium channel subunit beta-4-like. NCBI's taxonomy places the organism in Eukaryota, Metazoa, Chordata, Actinopteri, Syngnathiformes, Syngnathidae. The coding region runs from base 365 to 1123 and encodes 252 amino acids. The transcript has 4 exons. Gene Ontology annotation, cellular component: membrane; voltage-gated potassium channel complex. Gene Ontology annotation, biological process: detection of calcium ion; potassium ion transport. Gene Ontology annotation, molecular function: calcium-activated potassium channel activity; potassium channel regulator activity. The record is from RefSeq and is a predicted model, not a curated record.